CCUUUGGGUCUGGGUUAGGGAGCUGGGCAGAGUCCCAGUCAGCUCUAGAACUCAGGCUUCGCCCUAGUGCCGCACUCCUGCUCCCGACCCUGGGCAGAAGAAGGCCCCUCGGGCCCCCGCCGCCGCCGCCGGGUCGGGAGUUCGAGUGCCCAAGGGAACCGCGGAGCCCGGCCAAGGCUCACCCGCUGCACCGCCAACCUGCUAGCGUUCUUCUCCGGCUGGGGUUCCAGCCUCCGGCUCCGUCAGGGUGGGGGCGGGCCGGGCAGGAGACCCCGCCCCCAGCCCGCCCCCGGCCCAGGGUGCGAAUCCGCUGCCUGCAGGAGGCUGGCGAUGCUGGGUUCGCGAGCCCGAGCGGCUGCAGCUGGCGCCGCGUCUGCCCCGCGUGCCCGGAGCGGAUCCUGCUCUCGCCGCCCCCGGAGCCCCCCGGCGCCCUGCUGAGCCCGCGGCAGCCUCCUCCCAGUGACCGGCCGGCGCUGCAGCUUAGAGCCUGGCAAUGCCGUUUGGGUGUGUGACUCUGGGUGACAAGAAGAACUAUAACCAGCCAUCGGAGGUGACUGACAGAUAUGAUUUGGGACAGGUCAUUAAGACGGAGGAGUUCUGUGAAAUCUUCCGCGCCAAGGACAAGACCACGGGCAAGCUGCACACCUGCAAGAAGUUCCAGAAGCGGGAUGGGCGCAAGGUGCGGAAGGCGGCCAAGAAUGAGAUCGGCAUCCUCAAGAUGGUGAAGCACCCCAAUAUUUUACAACUGGUGGAUGUGUUUGUAACCCGCAAGGAGUACUUCAUCUUCCUGGAGCUGGCCACGGGGAGGGAGGUGUUUGACUGGAUCCUGGACCAGGGCUACUACUCGGAGCGAGACACGAGCAACGUGGUGCGGCAGGUCCUAGAGGCCGUGGCCUACCUGCACUCUCUCAAGAUUGUACACAGGAAUCUGAAGUUAGAGAACCUGGUUUACUACAACAGGCUGAAGAACUCGAAGAUUGUCAUCAGCGACUUCCAUUUGGCUAAGCUGGAAAAUGGCCUCAUCAAGGAGCCCUGUGGGACCCCUGAGUAUCUGGCCCCAGAGGUGGUAGGACGGCAACGAUACGGACGACCUGUGGACUGCUGGGCUAUUGGUGUCAUCAUGUACAUUCUGCUUUCAGGCAACCCGCCCUUCUACGAGGAGGUGGAAGAAGACGACUACGAGAACCAUGAUAAGAAUCUCUUCCGCAAGAUCCUGGCUGGCGACUACGAGUUUGACUCUCCGUACUGGGAUGAUAUUUCUCAGGCAGCCAAAGACCUGGUCACAAGGUUGAUGGAGGUAGAGCAAGACCAGCGGAUCACUGCAGAAGAGGCCAUCUCCCAUGAAUGGAUUUCUGGCAAUGCUGCUUCUGAUAAGAACAUCAAGGAUGGUGUCUGUGCCCAGAUUGAAAAGAACUUUGCCAGGGCCAAGUGGAAGAAAGCUGUCCGGGUGACCACCCUCAUGAAACGGCUGCGGGCGCCGGAGCAGUCUGGCACGGCUGCCUCAGCCACAGAUACUGCCACCCCCGGGGCUGCAGGUGGGGCCACAGCUGCUAGCGGAGCUGUCCCUGCCUCAGGGGGCAGUGCUGCUGCAGCCACAGGGGGAGAUGCCCUGUGUGCUGCCAAGAGUGAUAAUGUGGCUUCUGCAGACCGUAGUUCCACCCCGGCCACAGAUGGCAGCACCACUCCAGCCACCGAUGGCAGCGUCACCCCGGCCACUGAUGGCAGCGUCACCCCGGCUACUGAUGGCAGCGUCACCCCCGCUACUGACAGGAGCGCUACUCCAGCCACUGAUGGGAGAGCCACGCCAGCCACAGAAGAGAGCACGGUGCCCACCACUCAAAGCAGUGCCAUACCAGCUGCCAAGGCAGCUGCUACCCCUGAACCGGCUAUGGCUCAGCCGGACAGCACAGCCCUAGAGGGCAUCACAGGCCAGGUUCCACCCUCUAGUAAAGGGGAAGAGGCUGCUGGCUAUGUCCAGGAGUCUCGGAAGGAGGAGACCAGCUGAAUGGGUAGCCUGUUGGGGGGUUGGGGGGCUGGCAGGAGGGUGGGAGAGUGGAUGAGGGGCUUCUCACUGUACAUAGAGUCGCUGGCAUGAUGCCCUUGCUCCCCCAAGUCCCCCAUCCCAGUGGGGCAUGCCUGGGGGUCGCAGGAGAGCAGUCUCCUCUCCUGUGUGUAUGUGUAUGAGUGGUGGGUAGGCCAGAGGCAGGGCCAGCCCCAGCCCCUGCAUGGAUUCCUUGUGGCUUUUCUGUCUUUUGCUAGCUUCUCCAGUUUCUGUUCCUUGUGGGAUGCUGCUCUAGGGAUACUCAGGGGGUCCCUGCUCUCCUCCUUCCCUUCCUGCCUCAUCAUUCCCCCAGGCAGGCCCUGCAGGUCCCAUAUUUUCCUAGGCCCUAUAUUGGGCGGCCUUGCCCUGAGAGCUGGUCUUCCAGCGAGGCCCUGUCAGUGGUCAUAGGCUCCUGAACACGAAGGUGUAUACCUGUGAUGUGUGGGCUGCUCCUGGAGUAGACAUUGGCCAGAACAGAGGAUGCAGAAAUCUAGGGCAUUGUGCUUUACAUCAAGACGGGUCACAUGGCUGGGGGCACUGCAUGCUAGCUGUGGGGGUCCUCAGAAGUAGGAGAGAAUGGGUAGGAGGGCGGAAGCUUCCACAUUUGGGGGAAGUGUCUCUGGGAAGGCAUUCCUAAGACUCUUGUGUUAUUUCUUGCCUGCCUGAGCCCUGCAGUGCAUUGCCCUGUACCUUGAACCUCAUGAGCUUUUAAUGGAAAGGAGGAGCAACUAAGAUGUGGCAAUGAGACCUGGGAUAGCAGAGUACAGCCCCAGUACCUUCUUGUCCAGCCUAGCUGGGUCCUUACCCUGGGCCAAACAGGUAGGGCUGGCUGAUAUCCCCAUGCUUUUCCUAGAUGCCCAGCCUGCAGAGGGUCGACCCGUAAGUCCUCUCCAUCCUAGGGGGCCUGCUGCAUGUGGGUUUGCCCUUCGCAGGGGCAGAUUGUCUACCCUCAGUUUACCAACAUGGAGAGGAUGACCCUCCGCUGUUUUUACUGCUUGCUUUGAUCAGAGGUCUGGGUGCCUCAGCCACGUUAAGUUGCUUUUGCUAAGAUGAGGAAGUGGAGUAAGACUCCGGUUCCCUGAGGAGGCUCCUGAGGGGCGCCCUUUGUCAGACUGUACCACAGCCUGGACAGGCAGCCAUACUGGUCCUCGCCCUUGCUCGGCACUCUGGUGGCCCUGCCCCUCUCCAUGCAUGCCUAUAGGUCUGCUCUGGUAUGUGAAGGUUGGUAGGCUGACUGUGUGCCUGCUGAAUCUGGCAAAUAAACGUCACCCUGCAAAGCCUCUGGCCACCCUCUCGCCUUUGCUUCCUCUGUCAUACCGAGGAGGAGUCCCUAGCAGGCACUGGGGAGGGGAGAGUCUGAGAGAAGGUUCACAGGUAGUGACUGAUGCUCAGUGGAUUGCUUGGGCUGAGAAAGUCACUCCGCAGUGCAUGCCUUGAAGGUGGUGGUGGGGAUCCUCUGGACUCUUCAGUACAUGUGGGUGGUGAGUCCUGGGCUAGGUUUGGGCCAAGGAGUAGCCCCUGGGCUGAGAGCUCAAGUAGGGGUUGCUGUUCCAACUCUAUUAACCAAGAAGCCUUUGUCCGAAUUUGCGGAUAGACCUGGAACUCACCUAGGGCCAACCACCACAGGGAGAGAGCUCCAAAAUAGGGCUGGGGAGGGGGUGUAGGGUGGGCACUGCACAAAGGUUCUGUGCUGUGUGUUGAUUCCUGCUUCUUGUGAACACCUGUGCUUUCUACAUAGGCCCAAAAGAUUUUGCUCUGUCUUCUUCAGCAGGAGCAGAUCAGCUUUAUGAUAUGGGGCUCUGCAUAAGAUUUCUGGGGAGAGGGAGUAAUAUUGCAAAGAACAGCGUGAAAAGCCCUCUGGAGUCUCAUUUCAGUUCAGAUGGGCCUCAAUGAAUUCACCAGGGUCGCUGCUUUCUCAGGGAGGACCUCAAAGAUAACUUCUAUGAUGUGGGAAUAAUAAAAAGGGUUUGUUAGUC
Molecule: messenger RNA, 4017 nt
Organism: Chinchilla lanigera (long-tailed chinchilla)
Lineage: Eukaryota; Metazoa; Chordata; Mammalia; Rodentia; Chinchillidae
Gene: Camkv
Product: CaM kinase-like vesicle-associated
Exons: 11
Coding region: 494-2005 (503 amino acids)
Biological process (GO): peptidyl-serine phosphorylation
Cellular component (GO): intracellular anatomical structure
Molecular function (GO): calmodulin binding; ATP binding; calcium/calmodulin-dependent protein kinase activity
Source: RefSeq, a predicted model, not a curated record